Homarus americanus (American lobster) is the source of this 1567-nucleotide messenger RNA. RefSeq names its product mediator of RNA polymerase II transcription subunit 10-like (gene MED10). NCBI's taxonomy places the organism in Eukaryota, Metazoa, Arthropoda, Malacostraca, Decapoda, Nephropidae. The transcript has 4 exons. Gene Ontology annotation, molecular function: transcription coregulator activity. Gene Ontology annotation, biological process: positive regulation of transcription by RNA polymerase II. The coding region runs from base 186 to 584 and encodes 132 amino acids. Gene Ontology annotation, cellular component: chromatin; mediator complex. The record is from RefSeq and is a predicted model, not a curated record.
CUGGCAAUACUGCUGGAAAAUCUGUCCCACAACAAAGCUACGGACGAGUGUAGUAUUGAGAGCUCUUAUAAUAAAAAACAUGAUAAUUACCAUACUUCCUGGAUAUUAAACUCAGCAAAAACUACCAAUAAGAAGAGUGUUAACCAGGGUAAAUAAAUAUACAAGAGAAGAAAAAAAAACCCAUCAUGUCCUCGUCUCUCGAACAACUGGAAAACCAACUCGAGACUUUUAUUGAAAAUGUCCGUCAGAUUGGUAUUUUAGUUAGUGAUUUUCAACCUCAGGGACAACAAGUACUUAACCAGAAGUUACAGAACAUGAUAACAAACAUGCAAGAUAUAGACAAACUGCGCUCCGCUGUCCAGGACGUACACGUGCCUCUGGAGGUGUUUGAAUACAUCGACGGAGGAAGGAACCCUCAGCUUUACACUAAGGACUGCAUGGAGAAAGCCCUUACCAAAAAUGAACAGGUUAAUGGAAGGAUCGACUCAUACAAGAGGUUUAAGGCGAUGCUCCUGGUUGAACUGUCUCACGUGUUCCCCAAUGAGAUGACACGUUAUCGUGCAGUCAGAGAAGAACUGAGCUGAAGCAGAAACACAGAAAUCCGUUGAGGCCCCCCUCCCCUCCUCCUGGGAUUAUACCGAGACUAACUUAACCUAACCUACACUAACCCAACCUAAACUAAAUAUGACCUAACCUAAACCAAACCUGACCUAACCUAACUAGUGAUGUACUGGAUACCAAUAUUUUGGCCUAUACCGAUACUGUACUUAGAAAUGGCCGAUGCUGAUACUACCAAAAUGCACAUUUCUAAUAACAUUGAUUAAUACCGAAUACCGUUACACUAUUUUAUAUGAUACACAAACUAUAACAAUAUAACAUUUAAUUUGAUGCAAUAUAAGUACAGUACAGUACAGUACAGUAUAUAACAAAUAUACCUGUACUGUAUUCAGUAAUUUAAUUUAUUUAAAUAUUUGUAAAGCACAUUUAACACUACCAGUUUCAAAAGCAUAAAACAAAACCCUUAGAUGCUGGGACUAUAUUCCAACAAUCCCGUGAUAUUAUUGUUUUAUUUUAGGAGUGGGUUUGACCUAAAGAAGGUUCCUCUUAACCCAUAGUCUGGAAACUCACUUAACUCAGUCCAUUGUGUGUGACAGGUUUUUACCAGGAAUAUAUACAGUAUAAUUAUAACAAAGUAUCGGUAAACCGGCUGAAAUUCCUUCGAUACCAGUACUCCAAAAAUAGGCUGACACCACCGAUAUUGAUACAUCCGUACAUCUCGAAACCUAUCCUAUCCUAUCCAAACCUAACCUGUCCUAACUGGGAAUAGUCUCUACCAAACUAAUGGUAUUCGGAAUAGGUUCACCAUUAUUAAUCAACCCAUUGUUCAGUUAAGAGUGUGUGUGUCUAGGUGGCUAAAGAGCUUAUAGUAGUAGUAAAUACCAAAGGAGUGAUGUCAGUGGAACAGGGUUGGACCUGCCUUUGUUGGGGUUGAUGUUCUUUUGUUUUUUGAAGUUAUAUGUUUAAAAGUGAAAAAAAUGUGUAUUUUAUUUCUUGCAAUAUAGUUUAA